Molecule: messenger RNA, 1200 nt
Organism: Acanthosepion pharaonis
Lineage: Eukaryota; Metazoa; Mollusca; Cephalopoda; Sepiida; Sepiidae
Source: the annotation of a GenBank genome assembly
AUGAUCACUGUGGUGAGUACAUCUCUCUCUCUCUCUCUCUCUCUCUCUCUCUAUCUAUCUAUCUAUCUAUCUAUCUAUCUCUCUCUCUACCUAUCUAUCUAUCUAUCUACACCCCUUCCCCCUUCAUUCAUGUAUUUUACUCCCACUCUUCACUGCGAUCCGUUUCCGCUUCUCCUGUUACACUCGUCUCCUAUUUCGGAAGACAAGACUAAACCAAUCUCUCUCUCUCUCUCUCCCUCUCUCUCUCUCUCUCUCUCUCUCUCUCUCUCUUGCUCUCUCUCUCUUGCUCUCUCUUGCUCUAUCUAUCUCUCUCUUUCACUCUCUCUCCAAAUAUAUAUUCAGCUAAUAUAUAUAUAUAUAUAUUUUUCUCUUUCUCGCGAUCUCCCUCUCUCUCCCCCUCUUCUUCUCUCUCUCCUUCUUACCUUCACUCUCCGCUCUCUCUCUCUCUCUCUCUCUCUCUCUCUCUCUCUCUCUCUCUCUUUCCACUUACUCCCUUUUACUUUUUAUAUAUCUUUGCAUUUUUCACAUUCUCUUUUCUUGGUCCUUCUCAUUUCUUUCUUCUCUUUCCCUCUCUGUCUCUCUAUUUAUCUCUUUUUCUCUUUUCGUUUUUUUUCUUUCUUUCAUACCAAUUUUCUUGUAUUCUCCUUUCUUCUUCUCCUAAGUCUCUCUCAUUUUUGCCUCUUUAUCCCUCUCAUUAUUUAUCUGAUUCUCUCUCUCACUCUCUCCUUUUCUCUCUUUUUAUUUAAUUUUCACCAAUUUUCUUACAUUCUCCUCUUAAUCUCUUCUUCUCUCUUCUCCCCAUUUUUGUCUCUUUAUCUCUCUUACUCUUUCACUCUUUCUCUUUCUCUCAAUCUCUCUCUCUCUCUAUUUAAUUCAUACCAACUUUCAUACAUUCCCUACUUUUCUCUUAAUCUAUUUCCGUCUCAUGUUCCUCACCGCCAUUUUGUCUCUCUAUUUACCUCUCACUCUGUGUUUCUCUAUUUUUAUUUAAUUCAGACCAAUUUUCUGAUAUCCUCAUCGCUUCUCUUAAUCUCUUCUGCUUUCUCCACCUUUUUUGUCUCUCUCUCACUCCCUCUCUCUCACAUUCUGUUUCUAUUUAAUUCCUACUUCUUAUAUUCCCUCUCUCUGUUGAUAUAUUCUCUCUUCUCUCCCCUUUUUGUUUCCCUCUCUCUCUCUUUCUCUCGAUUUAUUUUAUCCUAA